CUGGGGCGAGAGGCGGGGCCGCGGGGGUCGACGGCGAUGGGGCUCGCUGAGGAGGAAGAAGCGGGUGGAAGGCGGCUUCGCGGCUGCUGACCCUCCGCGGAGAGCGAGCGGGGGGCCGGUCGUCCCGGACAGGGCUGGGGAGCGGCGGCGGCAAACAAGAAGGAUAAAUUGGAGAUUAUCAAGAUGAGCAGAAAGCCUCCACAUCGUCCUGGGAUCACAUUUGAAAUUGGUGCUCGCUUAGAAGCCCUGGAUUAUCUACAAAAAUGGUACCCUUCGCGCAUUGAGAAGAUAGACUAUGAGGAAGGGAAGAUGCUUGUCCAUUUUGAGCGUUGGAGUCACCGUUACGAUGAAUGGAUUUACUGGGAUAGCAACCGAUUGCGCCCGCUCGAGCGGCCUUCGAUGAGGAAGGAGGCCCUAAAAGACGAUGAAUUUAUCGAUUUUAAACCAGGAGAAGAGGUUCUGGCUCGUUGGACAGAUUGCCGAUAUUAUCCCGCAAAAAUUGAAGCAAUUAACAAAGAAGGAACCUUCACUGUACAAUUCUACGACGGAGUGAUUCGGUGUCUCAAAAGAAUACAUAUCAAAUCCAUGCCGGAGGAUGCCAAAGGGCAGGCGCGCGAGAGGCAGCAGAUAGCACCGGAGCUGAGAUUAGUGACGGAUAACGAGCCACGUGAAGAUUGGAUAGCUUUGGUCAAAGCCGCAGCAGUGGCAGCCGCAAAAAACAAAACAGGAGUUAAGCCACGGACGAGCGCAAACAGUAACAAAGACAAAGAGGAGAGAAAGUGGUUCAAAGUACCUUCAAAGAAGGAGGAGACAUCAACUUCAGCAAUGGUCCAGAAAGUCCAGAAGAAAGAAGAACAGCCCACAUCCAGUGAGACAUUUGGAUUUCCUCUGGUGGAUGUCCCAAAGAUUGCCUUUGUACAGGCGGAGAAUGCGUUAGCGCACAAGAGGAAAAACAGUCUAGGCAACUCAUUUCAAGCAAAGAGGGCCCGUCUUAACAAGAUCACUGGGUUGUUGGCAUCCAAAGCUGUCAAUGCUGAUGGUGCUGAAAAGAAACAAGACCGCAAAGAAGCAGCUCCAGUCUUGGAGCAGGAGAUAUCACCUAAGCCUCAAAGUCAGAAAAAAUAUGAAGCUGAUAUUGGCAGUUCUGCCAACAUUCAGAAAUCGGCACUGCUGCUCUCCAACCUGGCUUCAGGAAAGUCGCGCAGCAAGAAAUGCAAACAAGAAUCUGGAGAUUCUGCAGGGUGUCUAAAGCCCCUUAAAACACCAAUUUCCCCAGAAUUAAUACAAGUGGAGGAUUUGACCCUGAUCUCCCAGCUUCCUUCUUCUGGGAUAAAUAAAACUAUUCCCAAUGUAGCUCAUGUAUCCCUUGAGAAGCAUGGACUAAGUCGUCCUCUUGACUUAAGCAGUAACUUGGAUGUUUCAGCCCUGUUCGCUGGGGAGGCUGUCCGCUAUAGCAAACAAACCAAUCAGGAGAAGGAAGAGAACCAGAUUAUUAGAUGCCAUCUUUCCAAAGCAGGAUUGGAUGGCAGAGUAGCUCCGGUGGCCCCAGGAACACUGAAAAUUGAGAGGAAAUCAAAAUUGGAAGAGAGAUCCUCAUCUUUACUUGGUAAAAAGAAGGAGAAGGAGAAAAAGGAGAGGAAGGAGAAAGAUCUGAAGUCAAAACAGAAGAAGAAGAAAAAGAAAAAGAAGAAAUCAAAACAGCAUGAUUAUUCUGACUUCGAGGAUAGUUCUCUUGACUACUUUGAUAGGUGCUCCUCGCCCUUCACUCGGUCUUCUGGCAGCUCGCUGACGCUCCGCAGCACAACAACCGAGAAGAGCACGUCCUAUCAGUACCCGAGGGCUAUUUUAUCUGUCGAUCUCAGCGGUGAAAACCUUUCUGAUAUGGAGUUUCUGGAUGACUCCUCUACCGAGAGCUUGCUGUUGAGUGGCGAUGAAUAUAAUCAGGAUUUUGAUUCGACCAACUUUGAAGAGUCCCAGGACGAAGAGGACGCCUUGAACGAAAUAGUCAGGUGUAUCUGCGAAAUGGAUGAGGAAAAUGGCUUCAUGAUUCAGUGUGAAGAGUGCCUGUGUUGGCAACACAGCGCGUGUAUGGGAUUGUUGGAAGACAGCAUUCCAGAGCAAUAUACCUGCUACAUUUGCAGGGAUCCACCUGGUCAGAGAUGGAGUGCCAAAUAUCUCUGUGACAAAGACUGGUUGAAUAAUGGCCACAUGUGUGGCUUGUCAUUUUUAAAAGAGAAUUAUUCUCAUUUAAAUGCCAAAAAGAUUGUGUCAACGCAUCGCCUUCUGGCCGAUGUCUAUGGUGUUACAGAAAUAUUACAUGGACUUCAGCUGAAGAUUGGAAUACUAAAAAAUAAGCAUCACCCUGAUCUUCAUCUUUGGGCUUGCACAGGUGUGCGGAAGGAUCACGACCAAAUCACGGUUGGAAUAGAAAGAAGGGUCCUAAGUGUGCCCGAAGCCGUUAAUCCCUCGGGAAGGACGUGUCAUAGUCAAAAUCAUAAAGAGCCGCCUCGCUUAGCUCCAAAGAUGGAAGAAACGUAUAUCAGAAGUGAACACAGUUAUCAGAAACCGAGUUUUGGUCAUGAUUGCAAAGCCGUUUUUGAUCCCACCAGCAGCUCAGAGGACGAUGACACCAGCAGUUUUGAACAGCACCAGGAACGUCUCUUAGAAGAGAAAAACUGUUUACAGCGUUCAUCCACAGAAGAUGGUUUGGGCCAUCAGAACCAUUCAGCCGAAGGGAACACCGUGUUCGUAUUCAACGAAAGAAAAGGAAACGAGGAACACGUGGACACUCGUCUUCAGUGGCAGCUAAACCUUCUCACCCACAUAGAAAAUGUGCAGAACGAAGUCACUAGUAGAAUGGACCUGAUUGAAAAGGAAGUCGAUGUUUUAGAAAGCUGGCUGGAUUUCACCGGAGAACUGGAGCCCCCCGACCCCCUCGCCCGUCUGCCUCAACUCAAGCGCCGGAUUAAACAGCUCAUCUCUGACAUGGGUAAAGUCCAACAAAUUGCCACCCUCUGCUCCGUAUGACGAAAGGAAAGAUGAAGGAAUGCACGCAGGCAGUCAGGCUCCCACGAUGGGUUUCUUCAGAUUCACCAGGUUCACAUAAAAGAGUACUUUUUUUUAAAAAAAAAGAAGCCUGAACGCUUGUACCUUAUUCUCUGCCAAUUCUCUCAUUAGGCUGAAAGCGGCGUGUGGGAUGGGAUAAGGGGCGAAAUCUCCCUCAUAAAGGAAAGACCGCACUGGUUUGAUCUGAAAAGCAGGCAAAUAAAGAAGGUUGUGUAUUUCUUUCCACAUAUUAUGGCUUUAGAAACCCUCAACCAAGGCAUGUUUCCCUACAUUUUCACAUGCAACAUCACGGAAGAAGCCCACAAACUCUUAAAACAAUCCCCAGAGUAAGAAGCCGGCCAAAGCCAUCUGCAUUGGAAGAAGGAACACAUUUUACAUGAUUUGAGUCUGGAAAGUAGAACAAGGAGAUGUGUCCCCAUUGGUAACUCGAAAGGUGAACAACAACAACAACAAAAAAAAAGUUGAACAAAUGCCGGUUUUCCAUAGUACUGUAGAGAUCCAGGAAAAUGAAAAUGAAAAAAAAAAAAAAAAAGAAUCUAGCUUCCCUUUCAGGAGAAACUGUUUUUUAUAGUAGCCUCUCUGUGAAUAUUUUUUUAAGCCGAGCCUUCCUUGCAUCGAAUCUUAUGCUCCAUUUUUAGAAACCAAACCGGGAAAGUCAUGGUCAGAAGUGCCAAAAAAUAUUUUUUUAAAAAAAAUACUGAAACGGGAGUGGCACGAGGUCAGUUUGAAGGGAGCUUUCUCCCCCCCCCCCCCACCCGACUUCUCAUAUCAAGUCCUCCAUAUUGCCAGCAUCAACCAGGAUUGCAUCAAAUUCAUAUUUGGGCAAGCUAUAAUUAAAAGUAUUGAGGGAUAUUGUGUCUAACGGCUGGGUCUGGGCUGCAAUACUCGCCUUCCUCAGCUGGCUUGAGGAAUCGAAAGAGCGUCUAAACCGCCAGUGACUGGCUGUGAAAUGGGUCCACUCCCAACCUUUUUACUCUCUGUCACGUGAAAUGAAGUAUGAAAUAUGAAGGUUGAUGCUGUUUUAUUCCAGGGAGAUAAACUUAUGCAUGCCAAAAAUCUUGGAAUAGUUGAGCAAUUUGUAAAACAUGGCAUGAUCUGUGUAGUCUCCCGGUGAACCCCAAAUAAUCAGAAGCUCCCCUAUUAAAGGCAUUCACGUCAUUUGGCAAAUCAUUAUGAAACCAAAGUCCUCCUAGUUAGCUGGGUUUUUAAAUAAAAUUCUGGGCCAAGUCCAGUUACUUUUAGUUUACCUGCAUUAUCGCUGCACCCAGUGCUGUAGUAUACCUCUUGAAUAUGUAUAUAUGUCUUUGUGGGCGUACGCAUGUAUGCAUAUACACACACAUAAUGUGUAUGUGUGUGCUCAUACACACGUUGCCUUCUAGAGACAUAUUUAUAUUUACAAGACUAGUUUUCUUGCGAUAAAAAGAACCUUGGUGACAAAUAAAAUGUUACCUUUUAACGAGCUGUUUCUUAAAAAGAGGAGAGGGAGAGAGAAAGAAGAUUAAAAAACAAUAUGUACAGAAAUUUGUAAAAAAAAAGAUACUUUUCUAAAAAAAAUACUGGCUGUUCAAGAGAGGCUGCAUUAUUGAGAGUAACAAGAGAGCCUCCCAGAUUGUUUCAGUGCUGGCAAUGUGUACAAAAGUGUGAGAACUACAUGAAGGACAAUAAACUUGAACCUCCACAGGAUAAGAGUACAAGCCACUGUACAUUAAAAUGUAUUUAAAUUUGCAAAUACACUGUCUAUAUGUAAGGUACUGUAUGUAAAGCUGUUUAUUAAACUAUUCUGCAUACCGCA
Crotalus tigris (Tiger rattlesnake) is the source of this 4858-nucleotide messenger RNA. It is a transcript of the gene PHF20L1, whose product is annotated as PHD finger protein 20 like 1. Gene Ontology annotation, cellular component: NSL complex. The record is from RefSeq and is a predicted model, not a curated record. Lineage: Eukaryota; Metazoa; Chordata; Lepidosauria; Squamata; Viperidae. The coding region runs from base 184 to 3027 and encodes 947 amino acids. The transcript has 20 exons. Gene Ontology annotation, biological process: regulation of transcription by RNA polymerase II.